This is a messenger RNA of Cyprinus carpio (common carp), 2675 nucleotides long. Its product is annotated as mitogen-activated protein kinase kinase kinase 20-like. The transcript is spliced from 20 exons. The coding region runs from base 183 to 2558 and encodes 791 amino acids. Gene Ontology annotation, biological process: protein phosphorylation. NCBI's taxonomy places the organism in Eukaryota, Metazoa, Chordata, Actinopteri, Cypriniformes, Cyprinidae. Gene Ontology annotation, molecular function: protein binding; protein kinase activity; ATP binding. The record is from RefSeq and is a predicted model, not a curated record. Gene Ontology annotation, cellular component: cytoplasm.
UCCCGCUCCGCUGCGUCACUCACAGCGCGCGCGGAGCAGCUCUGAUCAGGAAGAAGUGGUUACACGUGAAAUCACCGCAGCAACACGUGAAACUUCCUGACUGCUGUCCAUCUCUCCAGGGAAGACUGUCAGCGGAGUACAGGAGUUCAGGAGAGAAGUGUGUUGCUAAGUGCCAUUAUGCCAUGGCAUCUCUGGGCGCCUCCUUUGUGCAAAUCAGAUUCGAUGACAUCCUCUUCUACGAGAACUGCGGCGGCGGGAGUUUUGGGAGCGUGUAUCGCGCCCGCUGGCUCUCACAGGACAAAGAGGUGGCGGUGAAAAAGCUUCUGAAGAUUGAAAAAGAGGCAGAGAUUUUAAGUGUUCUCAGUCAUCGAAACAUCAUCCAGUUUUAUGGAGCGAUUCUGGAAGCGCCCAACUAUGGGAUUGUUACAGAGUACGCCAGCGGUGGAUCUCUGUUCGACUAUCUGUCCAGCGCUGAGAGUGAAGACAUCAGUAUGAAGCAGAUUAUGACCUGGGCAAUGGACAUCGCUAAAGGCAUGCAUUAUCUGCACGCAGAGGCCCCGUUUACAGUCAUUCACAGAGACCUCAAGUCCCGAAAUGUUGUGUUGACAGCAGACUCAGUACUCAAGAUCUGUGAUUUCGGGGCGUCUAAGUUUCAUUCUCACACCACCCACAUGUCUCUGGUGGGCACGUUUCCCUGGAUGGCCCCUGAAGUCAUCCAGAGCCUCCCAGCAUCUGAGACCUGCGACACAUACUCGUAUGGAGUGGUCCUGUGGGAGAUGCUGACUCGGGAAAUUCCCUUCAAAGGUCUGGAGGGGCUGCAGGUGGCCUGGCUGGUGGUGGAGAAGAGCGAGAGGCUGACAAUUCCCAGUAGCUGCCCGGACAGUUUCGCCUGUCUGAUGAGAAGCUGCUGGCUGACAGAUCCAAAAGACAGGCCGCUGUUCAAACACAUCCUGUCCACGCUGGAGUCCAUGUGGAGCGACAGUCACUUACCUGAGGAGUGCAACACCUUCCUGCAAAAUAAAGCAGAGUGGAGAUGUGAGAUCGAGGCGACUCUAGAGCGUCUGAAGCGGCUGGAGAGAGAUCUGAGCACCAAAGAACAAGAGCUGAAAGAAAGAGAGAGACGGUUAAAGAUGUGGGAGAGAAAGCUCAUCGAGCAGUCCAACACACCGCUUCUCCCAAACCUGGCCAUCCACUCCUGGACAGAAGAACAUGUGCAUUUCUGGAUGGAGCAGAUUUUUCAAGGUGAUGGAGAGCUGCAGCGGUACGCCGAAAUCUUCAGGCAGAAUCACAUCACAGGACAGAGACUGCUGCUGCUGUCCGAGACGGACAUGAGAGACCUGGGUGUGACGUCUAAAGGACACAUCAUACAUCUCAAGACCGAAAUUGAGAAACUUGCCCACGACUACCUGAACCUGUUCCACUUUCCGCCGUUGAUCAAGGAUGGUUUGGCCACGGAGGAAGCAGAGGAGGAGUGGAGGAAGACUGUGAAUCUGGAGUUGGUGUUUGGAUAUCACUGGAAAGCAGGCACAGGCCAAUCGGACUGCAAAUGGAAAAUGUACAUGGAGCUUGAUGGGGACGAGGUGGCAAUCGCAUAUAUCAAAGACGUGACCUUUAAUGCCAACAGACCAGAUGCAGAUGUAUUAAAGAUGACCAAGCCUCCGUUUGUGAUGGAUAAGUGGAUUGUGGGAAUUUCUGGCACACAAACUGUUGACUGCACAGUAAACUAUGAGGGUAACGUGAGAUCUCCUAAGUGCACGAGACACGAGCACAGAGUGCAGUGGAGUGCAGACAGCGGGAGGGACGUGAUCAGACCUGUAGAGCUGCUCAUUGAGACGGCGCCAAGCAUCAGGGAAGGCCACAACAGAAGCAGGUCCAACUCAGGUGUUGAUCCCAGGUGGAUUCACAGUCUGAGAAUGAAGCAGUGGAGAGAGCAAGCUGCCCAGGAGUGCACAGGCAAGAUGAACCUCCCUCAGUUCCUGUCCGUCAUCGGGAGCCAGUCAUCGUACGCCGCCGCUGUCAGGAGAUCGCCCAAUCGCAGCCCUCUCACUCCAUGGACAGACUCACGGAGUUCCUCUCCCACCCUUUCCGUCAAACUCUCCACCAUCCAUCUGGGCUCAAAGGGCAGCAGCCCGUCCAGCACGAUAUCUGAGAGCACCUUGGAGCGAGAGCGGCCCCCUAGUGCUGGAGCUAAACACAACUACCACAGAAAAGCAGACUACAACAACACCUUUAAAAUCAAUGGAGGGGGAAGAGGAGAAGGGGAAGCCAGACGGUUUAAUCAGAUGUCACAGAGAGGAUCCAGAGGCUUCCAACAUGCUGGACGGCCCCGAAACAACAGCUCCUAUAUAACACCAUCUAACCACCAACCACGCCCAAUCCCGGGGAUGUCUGUUGUCAGUGAAGGGUUGAAGCAGAAAGAGGCCGGGUCUGGUGAUGGGGACUGGAUUAAAGUAGAAAGAAAGAAAUCUAAUAAACAGGAACAUAAGCACCAGGAAGUGAGGCAGGGCAGAGGCCGGCCGCGCAGAGGAGGGAGAGGCGGUGGGCGUGGCCGAAGUUGAGUGAUUAUAAAGCGUUACACCGUGUCUUAGCUACAUGCGACGCGUCAAGAUUCCAGCAACAAGCAAUUAGGGUGUCCUCACCAGACGCAACGCAACAGAAUCAAUCAAACAUCACAG